This is a messenger RNA of Thyridium curvatum, 3855 nucleotides long. RefSeq lists its product as uncharacterized. Gene Ontology annotation, biological process: transmembrane transport. Lineage: Eukaryota; Fungi; Ascomycota; Sordariomycetes; Thyridiales; Thyridiaceae. Gene Ontology annotation, cellular component: membrane. The record is from RefSeq and is a predicted model, not a curated record. Gene Ontology annotation, molecular function: ABC-type transporter activity; ATP hydrolysis activity; ATP binding. Bases 1 to 3855 code for a protein of 1284 amino acids. The transcript has 13 exons.
AUGGAGGCAGACCCGAAGGCCCGCUCGGACGGCGGUUCGAAGAACAAGUCGGCGUUGUCGAGUUACAUCAGGGUCUUCAAGUAUAAUGAUGGCCUGGGCUGGGCCAUGAAUGGCGGCGCAGUCGUCUGCAUGAUUGCCUCGGGAACCUUGCUGCCGCUCAUGGAUAUCGUGUUUGGCAAAUUCGUCACGGCUUUUAAUGACUUUGCCAUUGGGACUCUGACUCCCGACGGCUAUCGAGAGGAGGUGACCAAAUACACUCUGUACUACAUCUACCUAUUCAUUGCCAAAUUCGCUCUCGGAUACAUCUGGCUCGUUCUCGUUUCCAUGAGUGCCAUCAGAACCACCAAGAACCUGCGCAUCACGUUUCUGAGGCAGACGCUGCGGCAAGAGAUCGGCUAUUUUGACUCUUCGGAAGCAGGCUCGAUCACGGGGCAUGUGACCACAAAUGUCAACCUGGUCAACCAGGGCAUCUCCGAGAAGCUAGGCCUGACGAUCCAAGCCAUCGCGACGUUUGUGACGGCCUUCAUCGUCGCCUUCGCCGUGCAAUGGAAGCUCACGCUCAUCACCAUCGCCGUCGUCCCGACCAUCCUCAUCGUGACUUUCAUAUGCAUGGCCAUCGACACCAAGCAGGAAAACCAGAUCAUGGCCAUCUACGCCCGGGCGGGGAGACUGGCCGAGGAGAUCAUGGCCAGCAUCCGGAACGUGCAUGCCUUCUGGGCCUUUGAGAAGCUGUCGACCAAGUACGAGAGCAUCCUGGACGAGGCGAGAGUGGUGGGCUUGAAAAAGAGCCCCAACUACGCGGUGCUGUUCUCCGUCGAGUUCUUCUGCAUCUUUGCUGGGUAUGGCCUGGCCUUUUGGCAGGGCAUCAGAAUGUUUCACAGCGGCGAGAUCACACAGCCCGGCAACAUUGUGACGGUUAUUUUCGCGAUCAUCGUCGCGGCGCAAGCCCUCACGAUCAUCGCGCCGCAGCUGGUCACGCUGUCCAAAGCCACGGCUGCAGCCCAGGCCCUGUUCGAGGUGAUAGACCGGGAGUCUCAGAUAGAUCCCUUGUCGGAGAGCGGAUCCGCACCGGCGACUUGCGAAGGCGAUAUCCAGCUGCAAGACGUCGAUUUCUCGUACCCGUCUCGGCCCGGGGUCCAGAUCCUGAAGCAGCUGACACUCUCGAUCCCUGCGAAGAAGGUCACUGCCAUUGUCGGUGCAAGCGGCUCCGGCAAGAGCACCAUCAUUGGCUUGUUGGAAAGAUGGUUUGCGCCGGCGGCUGGGUCCAUCAAGAUGGACGGCGUCGCACUGGAUGAGUACAAUCUCAAAUGGCUGCGCACCAACGUGCGUUUGGUACAGCAGGAACCCAUCCUCUUCAGAGGCAGCAUCUUCUGGAAUGUCGCCAAUGGCUUGGCUGGAACCGAGGCCAUGGACUUGCCCGAGGCCGAGAAGAGGGCCAAGGUCGAGGAGGCGUGUCGAGCUGCCUACGCCCAUGACUUUGUCGAAAAGCUGCCACAGGGCUAUGACACUGUAAUCGGAGAGCGAGGCGCCAUGUUGUCCGGCGGCCAGAAACAGCGCAUCGCCAUCGCUCGAAGCAUCAUAUCUAACCCCAAGGUCUUGCUCCUGGACGAGGCGACAAGUGCCCUCGAUCCGAGCGCGGAGAAGAUUGUGCAGAGGGCCCUCAACAACGUCGCGGUGGACCGCACCAUGGUCGUGAUCGCACAUAGGCUGUCGACGAUUCGCGACGCCGACAAUAUCGUGGUCAUGUCCAGCGGCACGAUUGUCGAGCAGGGCACGCACGAGGAGCUCAUCAGAGCAGACGGCGCAUACGCCAGGCUUGUCCGGGCCCAGGACCUCAGCGGCGCCGAGGACGACGAGGACGAAGCCGAGAGGACCGAGACUGGGUCCGAUCCCGAACUCCACAUGCGCAAGACGAAAUCAGUGGCCCGGAGUGAGCAUGCCGUCGAUGAGACGCGAAUCGAGGGCGUUGGCGAUGAGAGGAAGAACCUUUUGACCUGUCUCUUUAUUGUCGUGCGCGAGCAAGAGUCAUUCUGGCCAUUCUUUCUGCUGGCGCUUACUUCUGCUUUUGGAGGCGCUACGUACCCUGCCCUGGCCAUCAUCUUCUCCCACAUCAUGGAGGCGUUCACUCUCACGGGGCAAGCUAUCCUCGAUCGCGGCAACUUCUAUGCCCUCAUGUUCUUUGUGGUGGCUCUCGGGAAUCUUGUCCUCUACGCCGUGCUCGGCUGGGUCUGCAAUGUCGUAGCUCAGGUCGUCAUCAAGAAGUACCGUCUGGAGCUGUUCAGGCUCAUCUUGAAGCAGGACAUAGCCUUCUUUGACCGCCCGCGAAACUCGACCGGCGCCUUGGCUUCGCGACUGUCCACGGAGCCGACUCAUCUCCAGGAGCUACUGUCCAUGAACAUCGGCCUCAUCCUGAUCAUCAUCAUCAACCUGCUGUCGAGCUGUAUCCUGGCCAUUGCGUACGGCUGGAAGCUCGGCCUGGCCAUGUCGCUAGGUGCCAUCCCGCCCUUGGUAUUCUCGGGCUACUUGAGGAUUCGGCUCGAGUUCAAGCUCGACGGCGACACGUCAAAGUGGUUCGCCGACAGUGCGGGGAUCGCCUCCGAGGCUGUGCUGGCCAUCCGCACGGUCGCAUCCCUCGCCUUGGAGCAGGACAUCAUCAACAACUUCAAGGCGACCUUGGACCACAUCGCAGCUCGGUCGAUUGCCAGCCUCGGCUGGACCAUGCUGUGGUACUCUUUGAGCCAGUCGAUGUCGUUUCUGGCCAUGGCACUGGGCUUCUGGUACGGCGGCCAGCUCGUCUCGACUGGGGAAUACACACCCACCCAGUUCUACGUCGUCUUCAUUGCCACCAUCUUCUCCGGCGAGGCCGCCGCAACAUUCUUCACGUAUAGCACGAGUCUCACGAAAGCUACGAAUGCGGCGAACCAUAUAUUCCAGCUUCGGAAGUCGGUGCGCUCCGAGAUGGACGAGGAGCAUGAUGCAGAUAGCGAGAAGCCUCGACAGAAUGGCCCGGAGCUAUCUUGCGACAGGUUGGAAUUUGCUUACCCGCAGAGGCCAAGCACCCGCGUGCUCAAGGGCAUCUCGCUCAAUGUGGAACCGGGGCAGUUCGUCGCCUUUGUCGGUGCGUCUGGGUGCGGCAAGACGACCAUGAUCGGCCUCCUCGAGAGGUUCUACGACCCAACGAGGGGUAUCCUAUGCUAUGACGGCAAAGAUGUCAGCAGCAUCCACCUGGGACAGUACCGUAGCGAGAUCGCGCUUGUCCAGCAGGAACCUGUGCUCUAUCAGGGCUCGAUCCGAGAAAACAUCCUCAUGGGCCUGGACGACAGCAAGAUCCGGGAGGGUGUGCCCGAGGAGCAGGUUCUCCAAGCCUGCCGGCAGGCCAACAUAGAGACCUUCAUCUCGUCCUUGCCGGACGGGCUAAACACCGCGUGCGGUUCUCAGGGCUUGCAGCUUUCUGGCGGCCAGCGACAACGCAUCGCCAUCGCUCGGGCCCUCAUCAGGAAGCCGCGCCUGCUUCUCCUCGACGAGGCGACGAGCAGCUUGGAUACAGAGUCCGAGAGGAUCGUGCAGGAGGCCUUGGAGGCGGCGGCCAAGGGAGAGACGGACGAGGGUGGCACGCCUACCAGACUGCGGACGACUGUUGCCGUGGCGCACCGGCUGUCCACCAUCAAGGGGGCAGACAAGAUCUUUGUGUUUGCCGAAGGGAGAAUUGUGGAGAGCGGCAGCCACGAGGACCUGCUAGGCCGAAGGGGGAUGUAUUAUGACAUGUGCUUGGGACAGUCGCUCGACCGAGCGGACAUAGACAUAGAAGCGCAACAAGCCACUCAGUUACCCACCGCUGCCUCGUUCUUCGACUAG